AAUACACACGUGUGCAUUGAUAAUUAAAUAAAGCGAAUGUAAUAUUGAAAAAUUUAUAUUCCCAUCUUGUCAGAAAGUAUUGUUUCGAUUUUCUGGAACAAAGUCCUACUUGCAGAAUUCUGAUUUUUAAAGACGAGAAGAGCAACCAGUUAAUACAUUUCCACUUCUUCUUUCUCUGUGGAAACAGAAAAGUUACUUAAAAAUGGACGCACUUCAUUUAAGUAAUGCUCUAUCAACUGUUCAGGUUAUACCAAUUUUCAAUUACCUGACAAUACUAAGCGACUUUUUAUUCCUGGGAGAUUAUCUAUCAGAAGUUGAUCAAUAUAAACCCAUUCCAGUCGUUAAUGGACUUUACCGGUAUUUCACGGAGAAUCGUUCUAAUCAAAACAAGACAAUACGAUUGAUUAGAAAGUUAAUACAAGGCAGUGAUCUCUAUGGUGAGCAAGAAAAUGAAGAACCUGAUGAAAUAUUUGUUACCACAUUGUUUGACCACAUAAUCAGUUCUCUAGUGUUUGCGAAAUAUGGAAACAUUUACGGUUUUUUGGCCGACACUAUUCGUCGGGCAGAAGAUUUAAAAUUUGAUUCAAUUCUAGAAAGGAUAGAAGAGAAUCUUCAGAAUGCAAAAUUUGAAAAUGAAUACGGCACAAGCUCGAAACUUAGCCCAUUAUCGGUGUAUCGAAUAUUUAGGGACAUGAUAUUACCACUAUUUCCUCAACCCCUAUAUAAUAUCAAUGUCCUAUCACUUGAUUAUCUUUACUCACUAGCUGGUUCAGCAUACCUUCGACUUGGUAGAUUAAAUUCCACGUACUAUUCAAAUUUCAAACAAUUUAAUUCAAGUCAAUCAAUUAAUCGCAUCUUAUUUGAGGAAUACUUGUCAAUAGGAUACAUAGUAGAGAAACUUUACUACGAAAAAAUUGAUCUUAUUGCUUUAAAAGUAUUUGCUCUUCCAGCACUGAUUCACUACACUUUCACAGAUGUGAAUAGUAAAUCAGAAAAGAUAACAAAUAUAAUAUUUAAUCCGAAACAUUUGGAGAGAGCGUACAAUGUUUUUUUCGAAUACCUCAAAUUUGCUUACAACACAAUUGACAAUCAAUUGCAAACCGAUUACACCUAUAGAAUACAUCGAGCAUUUUCAAAUUUUAUAAGUCGAGCAAAAUAUGCGAAAUUAGUUUUGGAUUAUAGUUGUAGAUUUCUAAAUAGUCCUUAUCGUGAAUCAAGAAUUCCUGUCUAUCUCGAAUUUGUCGAACAUUUUGAAUGCAGAAUGGGUGAUGUUUUACCGAACAUAAACGAUUGGUUCAUGGAAGAAAUUGACGCAUUUGGUGAACUAUACGAAAAAUACGAUUACGAAAUGAUGCAACAAUUAUUUAACAAUUCAUUAACAGAUGACGUUAGUAAUAUUGUGAUAAAAUUGGUAAUCACCAAUGACAAGGUAAUAAAUGAAGAUUUUGACACAUCACAACAUUUCUCUUACGAUUUACUCGAAUUUCAUAACUCCAUUACAAAUAUCAUCGAGUAUUAUGCUAUAGUUCGGGAAAAUUAUACCGCAACAUUAAUUAGAGAAUCUGAUGAUCCAAAACAUUUCCAAACAAUAGUUGGUCCUUUAAAAGACAAUUAUUUACAAUCAUCAGAACGUAUCCUCUUGAAGUUUAUCAAUGACAGUAUAGAAAACCUUUGCCAAAAAUUAACGAAUUACAAAAAAGAACGUUUUAUGUCCUACUUGAAUUAUUCUGACAACAGUCAAGAAAAAAGUAAAUGGUGGAAGGAAUUCGGUUUCUCAUUUGUCCCCCUCUAUCCAUGUUUAUCAGACAUCAAUCAUUACAGCGAAGUGGGAAAAAAAUUAUGCGAAGAGGAAAAUAUAAAAUUCUUGAAUAAACAUCCCGAGAUAAUAUCAACAGAUCUAAUAAGCAAAAAUACACUAAAAAUUCUCAACUCAUUUAAUACAAAUGUUGAAUCUUUAUUCUUGAGGGACACCCUACAUUCCCACGUUGGUGCCCUAAAAGUAUCAAGUUCCAAGACAACAAUAGAAUACCAAUUAUCAAAGCAUAACUUUUUUGAAAGAUUAUCAUUGUUCAUGGAAACACCAAAAUACGAGAGUCUAUGGUUUACUGAAGAUGAAAUAAAAUUUAUUAUAAAAAUCAUAAAUUACUCGGAGGCAGAAAUUAAGAAAACGUUCAAAUACGUCAAAUAUGCUUUGUAUAAACUGUUAAUAUUGAAAAGAAUAUAUAUCAUCAGUGCUGAUGAUAAAUCCAAGGGAAAUGAAUCCGUAUUUAUCAGAAGUUGGAAUGGUCUCACCGGUUAUGGAUACAAAUUUACAAUUGCUAACGAGGCCACAAAUGAGACUGCAAUAGCGCCUUUGAUAAUUGGUUACGAAUUCAAAGAAGACCAGGAAGAUCUCCUACCCCUACGGAAUUCAUCAAUAAAUAAAAAAACUUUCAUUAAAUUUAAAAAUAAUCUCGUCAAAUGCAACGCUGAUGAUCUUCUAUGCAAAAUUACCUACCGUCCAAGAAAUAUAACCACAAUUUCGUUUCAGAGUAUUUGGAAUUACGUUCACAAUGACGAUAAAUGUAACAAUGAACACUAUUUAGAAGAAAGGAGGAAAUCUAAAGUUUGCCUAAGACACAAGACCUUGAUCCAAAAGAUUGAAAACGAUACCACGAUAUUAAAUGAAGUAUUAAAAAAUACAACUAACAGAAAUUCUACACUUGAAAAUGAAAUAAGAAAAAUGUUAAAAAUGUACACAUUUCCAAAUAAAACAUCAUCAAUCUAUUUUCUAACCAACUGGUUAAAAGACAAACAAUUUGUAAACUCCGACUGGAAUAAAGAUAAUGUUGCUGACAAUACAGGUUUAUUGAAUUAUCUACUCACUGGUAUAUCUAUGGACAAGAGAUAUAUAACAAAUUCAGAAGCCGAAUACAGAAUCAGUUCCAUUUACAAUUAUAGAGAACGAUCUAAAAUUGAAGGUGAAAGACCUUUAAAGGAAAUAGUUAAAGAUUAUGAACUUCAAAAAGCGGAGUACUCAGUUACUUUUGAAGAUUACUAUGCUAUAAGAAAUUACGCCACAACCGGAUACAGGAGAAUUCAUCGCGACACCCCUGAGGCGAAAUUAAUGAAACUCGCAUUAUAUAAAUUAGCACUGAGACAAUCAAACGAUUUUGACGAGGAAUAUGAUAUGAAAUUAUACGGUUUUGAUUCGAUACCUACAAAUAUUUUUAAGAAACAAUUCAUAAAGGAUAAUUCAGUGACUAUGGAUUUGGGUAAAAAUGUUACAUUGCAAAAAUUUUUAUUAACAAUGGCACAUGAGGAGUCGGCAUUGCAAUUUGCCAGACCACCAUUAGAUGGAUUUAGAAAUGUUUUGUUUGAAGUGAAAUUUUUUAGUUCUUAUUUGAGGGCUAAAAUUGAUGUUCUCGUUAAAUCAACAAGAACCAUUAGAGAGAAGAGAAUGAUUAUUUUACCUGGUAAUAAAUUUUUUGUUGAAAGAAUUAUAUUGGUAAUUAGUGGCAAAGUGGGUAUAUAUUUUAAAGUCGUGUUAACUUCUACAUCGAAUGAUCAUAGCAAAUUUGAAUUGUGUAAAAAUGUAAUGAGAGAAAUAGCCAGAAUUACCAAUUUGAAUUGAUGGAACGUAUUUCUGAAAUUGUAUCGUUUGUCAUUCAUAUUACUUUUAAAUUUAUGUCAAGAAAAGCUUACUAACUUCAUUAUAAAUAAUAUUAAUAAUAAUUAUAAUCACUGGAAAGUGGCAUAUGACAAAUUUUUUCAAAACGUAGAGGAAGUUUUUGUGAAAAUUGAAACCCAAUUAUCAAAUGACUAUACAUACAAAAUGCAUCAAUCUUUUUCGUAUUUUCAAAAUCGUCCCCUAAUUACACCAUUUGUUUUGAAUUCAUCUUGCGGUCACCUAGAGGAUUCAGUGAGGAAUAAUUUACUCCCUUACUAUAUGCAUUAUGUCGAGGAAUUUCAAUGCAAAGACGGUGAAAUAUUACCAAACAUAAACGCAUGGUUCCUGAGCCAAAUUAAAAAUGUUGGUAAUGUAUACGAAACUUUUGAUUUAAACAUAUUCAGUAAUUUUCUUAAUAAAUCGCCAAUAGGAAAACUUCGCGGUGUUAUUGUUAUUUCGUGAAUUCAGACUGGACUAAAAAGAAUAUAAAACUUAAGUCUCAACUUUUGUACAAACUAUUAUAUGAAGUAUACUUGAAUACUAGAUUCAUCUC
Molecule: messenger RNA, 4202 nt
Organism: Leptopilina heterotoma
Lineage: Eukaryota; Metazoa; Arthropoda; Insecta; Hymenoptera; Figitidae
Exons: 2
Coding region: 203-3613 (1136 amino acids)
Source: RefSeq, a predicted model, not a curated record